Molecule: messenger RNA, 900 nt
Organism: Daucus carota subsp. sativus
Lineage: Eukaryota; Viridiplantae; Streptophyta; Magnoliopsida; Apiales; Apiaceae
Exons: 1
Coding region: 1-900 (299 amino acids)
Biological process (GO): DNA replication
Cellular component (GO): replication fork
Source: RefSeq, a predicted model, not a curated record
AUGCGUUUAGGGCAAUCAAAUGAUGAAAACCGUGAUGAGGUUCUGAGACAGUUUGCCAGCUGGGUUCCUUCUAUCGGCAAUGGAGAGUUUUCAAACGUAGACUCAACAGAUUCAAAUCUCAGUGAGUUUGAUGUGGAUCUUCCGCAGCGUUAUUGCAAUAUGUCUAAGUCAAACUCAAUUGAGAAAAUGAUUGAUGCAGUGUUUCCUAACAUGGAAAAGCAGUACCAUUCGCCACGUUAUCUUGGCAAAAGAGCCAUCCUUACACCAACCAACAAAACUGCCUCUUACAUUAACUCUGUCAUUGUGGAUAAACUUCCUGGUGAAGCAAUUUCAUACUUUAGUCGAGAUGAAGCUCAAGAAUUUGGUGGUUCUGAAUCCGAAUUCCCUAUGUGUUUCCCAUAUGAGUACUUGCACAAACUUAAUAUGCCUGGUGUUCCUGCUCAUGAAUUGAUUCUGAAAGAAGGUGCAAUGGUGAUGUUGAUGAGGAAUCUUGAUCAGACUGUAAGUCUGUGCAAUGGUACCAGAAUGAUUGUUACAAAAUGUCUAAAACACUCUGUUCAGUGCGAAGUUAUAUGUGGAUCAUCUGUUGGCCUUCGUUUUUUCAUACCAAGGAUCGAGUGUUGUCCAAGUGAUACAAAGCUGACUUCCGAAUUUAUUCGCAACCAGCUUCCCCUGCAAAUCUGUUAUGCAAUGACUAUCAACAAAUCGCAAGGGCAAUCUCUCUCUUUCGUUGGUUUGUAUCUGCCCACACAUGUUUUUAGUCAUGGACAAUUAUAUGUGGCUAUCAGUCGUGUUACCUCACCUGAAGGUCUACAGAUAUUCAUCGAUGAUGAAUUCGGGCAAUGCACGUGCAGAACCAAGAAUGUUGUAUAUCCAGAAGUGUUUUAUAAUAUAACAUAG